Molecule: messenger RNA, 2589 nt
Organism: Amoebophrya sp. A120
Lineage: Eukaryota; Dinophyceae; Syndiniales; Amoebophryaceae
Source: the annotation of a GenBank genome assembly
GCUCAAACUCGAGGUAUAAUUAAUCGUUGGCACGAUUUUUGAGGGUCAAGAAUUUUCUCAAAUUGGAUCUCUACUUCGUGGAACAGGAGUAACCCCCUUGAUGUUGAUCUUGAGCCCUUGUUAGUUAGAAGAGUCAAGACCUAGUACCCAAUCUCUUAGGAAUAUGCGCGUUUAAUAGGACGCAGCAGACAUGUUUAACCCAUCCACAACGAGCUCAAAACACACUCAUAAUGGUAUUGAAAUUCCCAAGUUAAAAGUCUGAAGUUGCUCCAGAAAUUCGCAGUAAAAACAACUUUUUUCCCUCCUAUUUGUCCUCCACCCUCUCGACACCAUGCGGGGCGGCUUCGGCGCCUCCGGGCAGCAGCAGUCGCAAGACUGCGCGUUUGAGGCCGGAAAAGUGAACGGCACGCCGAUCCGCGUGAGUUACUUUCUCGUGAUCAUGUUUGGCUACCAAAUUCUGCAGGCCUUGCAGCAGCGCGCCCCCGUGUGGUGGCUCCCGGUCGCCUACGCCGCCGGAACGCAGCUGAUCCUGCUCGCCACCAUCCUGUGCCACGAGUUCGGCCACGGCACGAUGGCGAAGUACCUCGGGGGCCAGAUUUCGCAGAUCCUGCUCUGGCCGUUCGGCGGCAUCUGCUUCAGCACCCGCCCGGGCAACGUGUACGACGGGCGGACGAAGAUCAAAAACGAGAUGAAGAUCGUGUGCGCGGGUCCGGCCACCCACUUCUUCCAGGCCCCGUUUUGGGUGCUGCUGCUCCAGUUCCAAGCCUUCGCGUACGACCUGGACCUGCUCCCGCUCGGCUUCAAGGACCGGAGCGAGCUGUGGCAGCUCCUGAUCCCCUUCGCGCCCCAACCGCCGGUCCCCUUCGAACAGCUGCCGAACCUGUUCGCGGGCCUGGGGUGGAUGCUGUGCGUGUGGGCGGCCACGACCAACGUGUUUCUGUUUCUCUUCAACGUGCUGUUCCCGAUGUACCCGAUGGACAGCGCGCAGAUGCUGGUCUGUGGGUUGCAGCUCUGCGGCGGCACGGCGCAGACCGCAGCCAAGACGCUGGUGUUCGUCUCGGUGCCGAUGAGUGUGUUGCUGUUGAUCUAUGCGUGGUCGAACCGGAACGCGGGGAUGAUGCCCGCGAUCAGUGGGUACCUGGCCAUCAUGUGCCUAUCAAAUGCAAAAGUGUCUGGGUCUGGAAACUUGUGAUGCUAAAAUGUGCAUGAUGAAAACACUUCCGAAUGCAGUCCGGCAUGACAACUUCCAAAAACGCUUUCUCAUAGGCAAUCCGCAUGAGAAACUGCGUUUUUGCAUGACAAAAGAGGCUGCGACUUCUGUUGGUUAUGCAAUACAGAUUUUCUAGGUAUGGAAAGCUAGCAUUACUUCCAGACCCAGACACUUUUACAAUCCAUAGUGCCUGAUCGAAGCCUAUAACAUCUGGCAGCUGUACGAGAAGCGGCAGUUGCACACGCACCGACUCUUCGAGCUGGCCCGGUCGGGCACGUAUUUUGAUCCCGUGCAGAACGCGCGGAGGAUCAACGUGUCGGGCCUAGACGACGACCUGAACGCAGGCGGAGAUGGCCGAAAUCGCGGCUUCUUGUCGGGCAGAAAUAACAACGAUUACGUCCUGUUUGAAGGACAGGGAACGCGAUUAGGCGGAGAGAAUGACGAUGUGGUGGUGCCCAUAGCCGCACCAACAGGUACGCCCAUGCCAAACCCUUUUCAAGCGCCUGGCAGCGGAGGUGCAGUAAUACAACAACCUGCAGGUGGUGCUCCGUCGCCUGCUGUUGCGCAGCAGCAAGUUGUAAGAACCACUGCAGCGCCAGCACAACAGGAUACUGGGAACCGAGCGGCCGGACUUUUCCCCGCGGUAAUUUCCACACCCGCACCAGGAGCGGCACCCCCCUCCGGCGCCGCUGCUCCGAUGCAACCGCCCACAGUGCAGCGAAUGAGCAACAGCAGAGUUUCGCGAGCUUUUGGUACUUCCGAAGAUAGGAACGCGAACAACGGGGUGAGUCACCCGUCAGACGGGACCUCUCCCCCGGUUCACAAGUCCCCGAGCGGCGAAUUUCUGAUACCCAAUCCGGAAAUAGCAAGGUCGCUGCAACCGUCAUCUUCGGAAGGGCCAAGAACAGUAAAUCUUCAAGACCAACCUCCUACCUCUUCUCCCGCGACCGGGUUAAUACCUCCCACCUCGGCGGACCGGCAAGCGUUUCUGGCGAGGAUGGAGAGGCAGCGCCAGGAGCAAGCGAUGAGUGUGCGGGAGCUGGCUGAGGCGCGUGAUGGAGUUCCAAGCAACAACGCCCCGUCGCCGCCCCGUCGCAAUGUGCAGAACCAAAAGCAGAACAACCGAAAUCCGAGUGGCAGGUGAGAAACUUGCCGGGCUCGGUCUGGUUUGGGAGAUUCCGUUCUUCAGAUAGUAUUCACAAUCUUGAUUAUUCUUCCACUACCCACGCUAGGAAUACAAUAAGAAAGCGAAAAAACCCCCCGGAUGAACCAACAGAGAAAUCCCGACACAAAUGCCCACCCAAAAACGAAUACUCGACAGAAUUCACGAUGCAUUUUUUACACCCGUUGUGUGUCAUCUUGUCAUGAUCCUCAUCGAU